AUGCGCAUGGUCUAUUCUCACAAGAAAAACUACACCGGUCGAGUCGCAACUGCGAGUAGUGAAAGCAGAAAUGAGAAGACAUACAGAUAUUGUAGACAUACAGAUAUAAUAGAGUCGCAAGGCGUAAGCGAGAGCGGAGUAGAGCGGCGAGCCCUCGUUAUCAGCGGCGAGUCGCGCAAGAGCCUAAUCACUUUCGUUGCAACCCCGCGAAGGAGGUCGGCGGGCGGCGGGCGGCAGUCGGUGCCGCGCAGUGGGUGCGCGCAGGCGUGCGCCGGAUCGCGCGCG
Messenger RNA from Brenthis ino (lesser marbled fritillary), 285 nucleotides. NCBI's taxonomy places the organism in Eukaryota, Metazoa, Arthropoda, Insecta, Lepidoptera, Nymphalidae. The record is from the annotation of a GenBank genome assembly.